UACACCCGUAAAACACUUGAAAAUGUUCUGGCGUGGACGCAUCAAGUCAGGCCAGCCUUUUGAACUUCGUUCCGGCGGUACGGUCAAGGUUGUGGGCGCAUUGAUGCGCGGCGGCCUACGCGGACGUGUGAAGUUUUCAGUCGAUGGCGAGGAGUUGGAUCUGCUUGAUGUGCACUACAGCAAGAUUGAAUAUCCGCUGGCCUUGACCAUUGCCACGGGUCAGAGGAUCACAUUUAAGGUUGAUGGGGAUGCGUCUGUCUGGCUAUACGGCCAUAUUGAUACCGAGAGCUGCGACAACUAUUGCCUUCCGCACGACAACAUACUCUACCAGCGGGACAAGGCCAAAAUAUAUGGCGAACUGAGCUCCGACGAGGAGACUACGGGAAUUCUACUCUAAUAUGGGUUGACAGCACGCUUGAGAGUAUUUGCCACAAGUAUUUGCAUUUUUUAUGACAGCCAAAUCCAACCUUUCAUGUGGGUUGAUUUCCCACUCAGUCGUUCAAAUCAACUGUAGCGCUUACAAUAAGUUCCAAAUGCACGUUUCGUCAAGGACGUAAAAGCUG
Molecule: messenger RNA, 563 nt
Organism: Scaptodrosophila lebanonensis
Lineage: Eukaryota; Metazoa; Arthropoda; Insecta; Diptera; Drosophilidae
Exons: 3
Coding region: 23-397 (124 amino acids)
Source: RefSeq, a predicted model, not a curated record